Molecule: messenger RNA, 2187 nt
Organism: Cryphonectria parasitica EP155
Lineage: Eukaryota; Fungi; Ascomycota; Sordariomycetes; Diaporthales; Cryphonectriaceae
Exons: 6
Coding region: 1-2187 (728 amino acids)
Molecular function (GO): protein binding
Source: RefSeq, a predicted model, not a curated record
AUGGAUCCCUUGAGUGCUGGAGCCAGCGUGCUCGCCUUUGUUGGCGUUCUCAACUCCCUCCAGAAAAUCUACGAGAUCUUGUCGUCUAUUAAAAAUGGGUCAUCCAAUGUGCAGCUGACCACCAACAGCGUCAGAAACCUCCAGUCCAUCCUCCAGCAGCUCCAGCGUCAGGAGUCCGUUACGAACCCCCAAGAUAAACUGCAGGUCAAGCAGUGUGCUGAUGAUGUUGAGGCAAUUGCCGUCAAAUUAGAAGGCUUUCAUAUUGCAGCCUCCGAGACCAGAGGUGGAAAGAUCUGGAAGCGUGUUAGAGCUGCGCUGGCCGACAAAGACCUCGUCCAUAUAAACAGGAUCCUCACAAAUCAUGCGUCUGCUCUCAGUCUUCGCUUGAUGAUCCAGCAGAGGAACAUUGUAGUUGAAUGCCGGGACCAGGUUCUCUCGCUUAGAUCUGACAUAGGCGAGCAACAAGAGAAAUCCGACUUGCAGAAAGACUGUCCGAAGGGUGACAGCUACAGCAACAAACCUCCGGCCUUGCAAUCUCAAAUGGACACUAUACUCCAGAUCCUGCGCCGGCUACAAGCAGAUGUACCAGCACGAGCAAUGGGCCAACCUGCGGUGGUCGAAAUAAAUGAUGAUGACUCCAUCGUAGAAGAGAGCAUAGAAGUCAGCAAUUACGAUCAGUUGACGAAUGCAAUCAACGAACUAUGCCUACUUAUUGGCGAUGACGAGUGUACAAUCAGGUCCGAAGACGCCGAUAAGAUCAUCGAGAAUCUAGAGAGACUUUUGAGCUAUGCCAACUUCGUCCAGCUGGAGCCCGUUCGUGGGGCUGUCGAAACAAAAGACCUGGAUAGGCGCGAGCUUUCCAAAGAUCUGAGGCUCCUCUCCGGUCAUGUCACAUCCUCAGCUAAACUAUGUAUCAAUAGAGGCAUGAAGAGAUCACAUUCCGCUGGUGUUGUUCUUCAUCAGAAGCAGCAGUGGCGAGAAUUCGAUAUCGGCACUGGCCGCGUACUCAUCUCCUCAACAAGGAGAAGACGUCAAUUGCGAAGCAGCAAUACGAACAGCUACAGUGGAACUUCCGAUAAAUCGACAGAAAGCGAUGCGGAGGACUUCUCAGCGAUAUUAGCCUUCUUGCCAUCGGAACAGUCCACACAAAACAAAAUGCUGACUGUGUCUAUUUGUCAGACUGAACUAAUGCAAGGGUUGUUAUCGAGUAUCCCUUGUAUCUCUGUCAACCGGGUACGGCCAGGGGAUUCGCCAGUAUUCGCAAUGGUCAAAGACGGUGAUCUGGAUAGCCUUCGGAAAUCUCUGCAACAGGGAACUGCAUCUAUCCGAGAUCAUGACGAAGCGGGGAGAUCUUUGCUAUCUUACGCGACUAGCCAACCAGAAGUCUGCCAGUUCUUGGUUGAAAGUGGCCUCGAUGUAGACCACGUUGCUCCGUGGUUAUACGAUGAAGAAUUCCUCGUUCCCCUGGUCGCUGCGGAGCCAAACGAUUUUGGAACAGCGCCUAUCGACUUAAAGCGUAUGAACCAGUGCCGACGAAUCCUGCUCGAAGCUGGUGCAGAUCCUUCAGCAAUCGUGGAUGGGGCGGGCGGUCGAAAAACCCCUUUCGAAAAAAAUUCGAUAAGAGUCAUGUUAGACAACUGCUGUAUUGACUUAAUGGCCCGUGAUGUGCGUGGAGAAAGCAAUACAGCGUUGCUGCAGUGUUGUCGUGAUAUGGGAUAUGGCGACCAUAGGAGAACUAUCAGUUUCUUACUACGACGGGGCGCCGACAUACAUGCAGUGGACAUUGAUGGCCGUUCAUGCCUUCACGUAGCCAUUAGGGGCGGACGAGGCCCAUGUUGCUUGGAGGAAGAAUUUGCAAUUUUGGUUCUUCUCAUCAAAUCAGGAGCUGAUGUCCAACAGGUGGACCACUGUGGUGGUUCAAUAUCCGAGACAGCAUACUCGAAGAAAAGCUUUGGUAUAUCUGAGAAUAAUGAUGCUGGCAGUUAUCGGGGUGACCUUUGGGAUAGUGUGCUGGCUACCUGCGGUUAUCAAGUCUCCGACUUCCGCCGACAGCACCCACGAGUGGCGCGAUAUACUGUGAAUUACCCACGGUCGAUGUUCCUAAAGCUUUGGGAAGGACAGCAAGACUUGUGUCCGUAUUGGGAGGAGGAUGAAGCAAUAUACGGUCACAGCUUUAGGCUCGGUUGA